AUGGAAUUUCAUUUGAAUAUCUUUACUUUAAACUGUUGGGGCAUACCAGUAGUGUCAAAAAACCGUACCGAGCGUUAUGAAGCCAUAGCCAAAUAUUUGCAAGAAAGUUCUCAUACAAUAGUCUGUCUACAAGAAGUCUGGAGUGAAAAGGAUUAUUUGUAUUUGAAAGAUAGUUUAAAAAGCAAUCUCCCUUAUUCUUACUACUUUUACAGUGGUGUACUUGGAUCAGGCCUAUGUAUAUUUUCAAAAUGGAUAAUGCAAGAUGUAUUCUUCCACCAAUGGCCUCUAAAUGGUUAUAUUCACAAGAUACAUCAUGGAGAUUGGUUCGGAGGUAAAGGAGUUGGUCUCUGCCGUAUUAAGUAUGGUAACAGACUAAUUAAUGUAUAUUGUACACAUCUCCAUGCAGAGUACCAUGAAGACGAUAUUUAUUUGGCUCACAGGAUGUUGCAAGCAUAUUCAACAGCUGAAUUUGUUAACUUAACAACUGGACCCGCCGACAUAUCAAUUUUAGCUGGGGAUCUCAACACUGGACCUGGCGAUUUAUCUUUCAAGAUAGUCACGCAAUUACCACCUUUGGUAGACCCCUUUGCUGAAGAUCCAACUAAACCAAAACCCUUUGGAACUUGUGACUGUGCUAAUAAUAGCUAUUCAGAUCCUAAUCAAGUGAAGAUUUGUCCAGAGGGAAAGAGAAUAGAUCAUAUUUUAUAUAAACUUAACCCUGCUUGGGAGGCUGAAGUAAUCAAGUUUGGCAACCCAUUACCUGAUAGAGUGCCUGGCAAAGACUUCUCGUAUUCUGAUCACAAUGCAGUUUCCUUAGAAUUACUUGUUAAACCACUUGACAAUAAAUAUGUAGAAAAAGAAGUUAACAUUGGCGAUACGUUCGAUGACACAGCUACCCAAGCUAUUAAGGUUUGUGUAGAAGCUAUGACUAACUUGUCAAAAUCUAAGACACUGUACCUGACAGUUGGUGGUUUGAUCCUGAUGUUCUUAAUUGGCACGGUUGGUUAUUGGCCAAACAGCAUAAUUUAUGAUGUAAUCAAACUAUUCAUCACUGGACUUUGCUUCUACUAUCUUAUAAUGGGAUCAUUAUGGUACAGAAUCGAAAUGAACAGCUUGAAGGCUGGAUUGACUGCUUUAGAAAAUUUCUGCAGAACAAGAAUUGAAUCAAAGAUCGCCACUGAUUAA
Messenger RNA from Spodoptera littoralis (African cotton leafworm), 1185 nucleotides. Lineage: Eukaryota; Metazoa; Arthropoda; Insecta; Lepidoptera; Noctuidae. The record is from the annotation of a GenBank genome assembly.